AUGUCUUCCGAUACUCCCAAGGUCGUCCCGUUGACCUGUCAUGGACACUCACGUCCUGUGACGCAUCUCAGCUUUUCCUCCACGGUCGAGGAUGAUCAGUACUACUUAAUCUCGGCGUGCAAAGACAACAAUCCCAUGCUCCGGGAUGGCAUCACUGGCGACUGGAUUGGAACAUUUCUCGGCCACAAGGGCGCUGUCUGGCAAGCGCGUCUCUCAUCCGAUGCUACCAUCGCCGCCACUGCGGCAGCAGAUUUCUCCGCAAAAGUCUGGGAUACUUUUACAGGUGAAUGCCUGCACACGCUACAGCACGCACACAUUGUGCGGUCCGUGGCCUUCCCCAUGCAAGCCAACCCACAGGUGUUAGCCACGGGCGGCGCCGAGAAAAAGCUACGGAUCUUCGACCUCACGCGCAGCAGCACAGCAGGAAGCGGCGGCAGCAAUAGUAACGGAUCCUCGCCACCACCACCAGCACCGACUACAUCCUCAUCCUCAGGCACCGGUGAGGACCUAGCAAGCUUUGAGAUCGGGCCUGGCGUGCACGGCGGCACUAUCAAGUCCAUAAUCUGGAACCAGGACUACAACAUCGUAACAACUGCAGCGGAGGACCGCAAGGUGCGCUGGUGGGACCUGCGCUCGCGUCACCCCGUGCUAGAGUAUGCCGUUGAAGGCGCGAUUGGGAGCUGCGAGCUGAAUAAUCUCGCGGUGAGACCUAAUGACCCGGGGAUCCUGACUGUCGCUGCGGGGAAGAGUGUUUACCUGUUUGAUGGCGUGCAGCCGGGCCGGUUGUUAAAGAAGGCUGAUUUUGGGUAUGAGGUUGCCAGCGCUGCUGUUAAUAGCGAGAGCGGCCGCUUGGUUACUGGCAGUGCGAGCGAUACCUGGGCUCGAGUUUAUGACCUGCACACAGAUGAGGAGCUUGAGGUUCAAAAGGGCCACCACGGUCCCAUCUGGUCUGUCAGCUUCUCUCCCGAUGGCAAGAUCUACGGCACAGGCAGUGAAGAUGGCACCAUCAAACUGUGGAAGGCAUGCCGGGAGCCAUACGGCCUGUGGCGGUAG
Penicillium lagena is the source of this 1053-nucleotide messenger RNA. RefSeq names its product WD40 repeat domain-containing protein. The coding region runs from base 1 to 1053 and encodes 350 amino acids. The transcript has 6 exons. Gene Ontology annotation, cellular component: SMN complex. Gene Ontology annotation, biological process: spliceosomal snRNP assembly. The record is from RefSeq and is a predicted model, not a curated record. Gene Ontology annotation, molecular function: RNA binding; protein binding. Lineage: Eukaryota; Fungi; Ascomycota; Eurotiomycetes; Eurotiales; Aspergillaceae.